CAUGUGUAAACUUAAUGAUGUCAUAAGAUUUUGUUUUACAGCAAAAUGUCUCCCUACACUUUUUGCAAAAUGGAUCGGAAGCGCCUCCAUAUAGUGCAUGCCAUGUGAGUGUAAACAUGGAGGAGGUUUGUGUUUUGGAUGCUGGUUCCUUUACCUUACCAGUACAAGUUUUUGUUGAGAUGGGUGAAACUUUACCUGUUAGUGGUCCUAAAAAGUUUAUAUGCUCUUUUGACGGAUGCUGUGCUUCCUUUAAUAAGCAUUGGAAACUGAAAGUUCAUCUUUGUAAACACACAGGGGAGAAGCUGUUUGUAUGUGAACAUGAAGGUUGUGGUAAAGGCUUCACGAGAGCUUGCCACCUUAGGCGACAUUGCCUCAUACAUGAAGGAGAAAAGCCAUUUCGAUGCAAUGCCCGUGGCUGUACUGAAGCUUUCACAACUAAAUCAAAUUUAAAAAAACAUGCUGAACGUAUUCAUGAAAACAGACGACCAUAUGUAUGUGAGUUUGAAAAUUGUUACAAAUCUUUUAGGAAACACCAACAUCUCAAAAGUCAUCAGUAUGAGCACACCAAAAUUCCGCCAUUCAAGUGCGGUUUUGAAGGAUGUGAGAAGUCUUUUCUUGUUCCUAGUAAACUUAAACGCCAUGAAAAAGUACAUGGAGGGUAUACAUGCAAGAAAGAAGACUGCACAUUUAUUGGCAAAACUUGGACUGAAUAUCAAAACCACUUAAAGGAAUGUCAUACAGAAGUAAUUUGUGAGCAGUGUAAUAAGAAGUUAAAACGCAAAGACUUUCUUAGAGAGCAUCAGCAAACUCACUUGAAGGAUAGACCUGUAUUCCAGUGUCCUAGAGAAGGUUGUCCGAGAACAUAUACAACUGUCUUUAACUUGCAGAGUCAUAUACUUUCAUUUCAUGAGGAAAAACAUCACUUCACAUGUGAGCACCCUGGAUGUGGAAAGACAUUUGCAAUGAAGCAAAGUUUGGAGAGGCAUUCUGUUGCGCAUGACCCUGAAAAGAAGAAACAAAAGAAAAAACGACCAAAACGCAGUCUUGCAUCUCGUUUGAGUGGGUUUAUUCCUCCAAAGGACAUGAUCAUCACAGAUGCAGUUGCUGACACUGAAAUUGUUGAAAACAUGUUCGUUUCUGAAUCGCCAAACCUCCAAUCCUUAAAGCUUGAUUAGAUAUUUAAUCAAGAAAUGUGAAUUCUACAGUGUUAGCACUAGAGGUUUCUCCCCACUACAUGAAGUGAUUUCAGCACAGAGGAUAUGACUUGAUCCUGCUAGCUCAUAUAAUGAGAAUAGAUGGCCAUUUUGUUAAGAAUGCAUUACACAUACUUUUUGUGUUGACCGUUUGAACUUGUCUGUGGGUAAAUGACCUAGUUUGGUUGAAGCCACAGUGUUUCUGUGCUGUACAUGUAUGCAUUGGGGAAACCUCUUAACUGUAUUGACAUGCUGGCCACAAAGGGUUUGAAUGCUUGCAGACUCUGUACAUAAAUAGUUAUUUUUGUAAAUUUUGUUUAGUUUCAUAAAUUGUAUAGACAAGUUGCACUGAUCUGCAACUGAUAUAGAAAAUGUUAUUGAAGACAUAAAACCUGCAUAAGGAAUCAAACCCGUUUGGUGGACUUGACUGCACCUUUUUCACAGAAUGACAUGUAUAAAAGACUUUAUGUUCUGGUUUAUUUUAAUAAAUGUCAAUAUUGCAGAGCA
Messenger RNA from Protopterus annectens (West African lungfish), 1700 nucleotides. It is a transcript of the gene GTF3A, whose product is annotated as general transcription factor IIIA. The record is from RefSeq and is a predicted model, not a curated record. The coding region runs from base 117 to 1175 and encodes 352 amino acids. The transcript has 9 exons. Gene Ontology annotation, cellular component: nucleus. NCBI's taxonomy places the organism in Eukaryota, Metazoa, Chordata, Ceratodontiformes, Protopteridae.